Messenger RNA from Nasonia vitripennis (jewel wasp), 3692 nucleotides. RefSeq lists its product as uncharacterized. The record is from RefSeq and is a predicted model, not a curated record. The coding region runs from base 788 to 3310 and encodes 840 amino acids. Lineage: Eukaryota; Metazoa; Arthropoda; Insecta; Hymenoptera; Pteromalidae. The transcript has 15 exons.
GAAUGAGUCGUUGCGAAGUGUUUGCAAUUUGCAUAACUGCGCUAUUAAAGCGAUCAAGCUAUACGUAAGCGUAAAGUCAUAAUUAUUUUACGAUUCUUAAACCGGUGAAUACGCAUGAGUCAAGUUUUCAUUUGACGCGUCUGUAAAAAAUCUAUAAAGUGCAGUAUAUGAUUGCAUUCUACCGAUUCAUACCCUCACAUUGCCGGAAAUCGAUUGUUGACGGUAAUGCGCGCGGCGCUUAUUUCGUCAAUAUACGAGAAAUUCCUCUCAUCCGAUAAACAGACGAGCAAACGAAAUUCCAUACAUCGGAACGUGUCGAAUGCGUGUAAGUGACGUUUGCCGUUGUACUAUAAUCAGCCGCAAAUGCCCUUCGCCGCCUGUACAGCAGGCCCAAAACUGCUGCUCGCGUCGUCGCAUCGGCCGAACGAGGCGCAGGAAAAAAAAGCGACCGAAAAGCGACUACACAGAAAAAGAGAGACAGUUAUGCACACAGCAGGUUGUACAACGCCGCUCUCGGCUCGGAGAUAACGAAGCAGGGCCCCGUAUCUUAUCUGAGAGAAUACCUACCUAUCUUUUGUACGGCGCGAAAGGUGUGGGCGCUCAGUCUUACGUCGGCGGCGCGCGCCAGACCCGAUACUUUUUUUCGGCUACACGGACUUGAAUUCGGCUUUCCGAAAAUUUCGCUGCAUCGCGCGGACGCGACAUGCGCGCGUAGGCGGACGACCGGAUUGUUUCUUCGUCUGAAAGUUGACUGCUUCGUUUUGAGUUGGCUACGAUUUGUGCGUAUAUGCGACAUUCGAAGGAAGAAGGAGCAGAGAUGAAGUUGCAGGCGAGGUGGCUGGCGGUGUUGCUGUGCUUCGUCGUCGCGGGAGUGAGCUGCCAGGAGAACGCGAUCAAGAACAUAUCCCCGUCGCUGCUCGAGUGCUACGACGGCGACACCUACGAGAAAUGGAACCUCCUGCCGCACAGCAUGGAAACGCUCAUCGCCAUCAUCCGCAAGAUCGAGGACUCGCCGGGCUUGAACAUGGACUUACGACAGCUGUCCACGGCUAUUUUGCACCGCUUCCGCCAGGACGGCAUCGUGAGGAACCCGCGAGUCAAACCCCAGGCUGGUAUCAUGCCGUACGCGCCUCUGGGCAAGCAGUUCUUCCGGCACGCGCAGACGCUGCGCGUCAUCCCCGGAAACGCCGUCACCUUUCCCAACAACAGUAUUUCCGCGCUCGAACGGUGCACUCUGCACUCGAUGCUGUCGAGCAGUAUCGACAUCUUCGAGCGCGGCGACGAGAGUCGGGUCUGCAAAGUUGCCAACUACGCUUACAGAAGAUAUAGCCGAAGUGCCGACCUUCAGGAGAAGAACGUCAAGGAAGAGGUCGAAACUCUAACAGCCGAACAACUGGAAAUGAUGAGCAAAGCCGACAUGGUUGAUCCGAACUCCCUGUACCCAGCGCUGCCACCGAAUCAUCCGAGCAGCGCACGACUCACGGACUUGCCGCCGCACAGCAGGUGCCCGACGGAAAACGGAGUCGUCAAAACACGGUGGGGCACCGUUUCCGGCGGCUCAGUGCUGGCGGGAAUAGCGGCAGGUCUGACGCCGCAGCAGAUAAGGAUAGGCGAUCUGAUAAGGCAGACCGAGCAGCGGGUCACCAGCUACUCCAACGACGCCAGCGUGGUCAACAAGUUCCUCGGAACUCUGGCUGGUGACCUGGCGGAGGUGGCGCUGCUGCAAGGGCCUCAGCUGUCGGGUCGCUACAUCCUCGGCGUCGACGGCAACUGGAAUUCGAGUUCCCAGCCGCUGUACUACUUCCUGAACAGCAACGAGAACCUCGAGAUGACGGCCUCGGAGGUGCGCGGCGACCUGGACGGCCUCAUACUGGCGAACGAGCUGCCGAACUACUACCCGAGCAAAAUCGGCGGACUCAGACUGUCGCAGGUCCUGGACAUGUACUACAGCAAUCGGGGUCUGUUCGAUCGGAAGAACAGAGCCUGCAACAGGCGCGCGCAGCUCUACGACGUAGCCCCUACUCCGCUACUCACUAACCAGACGCACAACGCUGCGAUAAUCCUCAGCUCUGGGAUAGCGACGGCCACCUUCUCGUCGGAAGCCAUCCAGAAAUUCGCCACCCAGGCGGUAAACGAACUCGGAACCCUCGUGCCGACGAUGAACAGCGACACAUGCGACAACAGGAAAUCCUCCAAUAGCUUCGCUGACGUCAGCGAGCCCGCAGUCGAUCUGACCAUUAUCCUUGACACGAGCUGGCCGUUCGAGAACAUCAAACCGAUUAUUUCACAGCUGUUGAGCGGCCUCAGCAUUUCCAAGUUCAACAGCAACGUCACGAUCAUCAAUGGACAGGAUGGCUCGAUCAUGAUCAACUCCACCUACGAUCCCAACGACUUCCACUACUUGUUCAAUCUGACCAACUACCAGAAACUACCCAUGAAAGGCUUCGAGCUGUCGAGAUCAUUGGAGAAACUUCGCACUUAUCAGACGAACAAACUGAACGACGAAAAGCGACAGGGCAGAGCAGGUGGCAAAUCUGACGUCGUCCUGUUCGUGCCGUAUCAGGCCAAUGCACCCCAGAGCGACAAGGAAUAUUGCUUGUCGACCAUCAAGACUAUGCAGGAGGAAGUUCCUGAUGCGGUGAUCCUAUUCUUGACCUACGGAUCGAAGGAUCGAUGGGGCGAGUACGUGCGCGAGUCCAACGAUGAUCUGUUCUCCGUGAGCAUCGGCGAAACGACCGAGUCGUAUCCCGCAGUCGAUUCCUUGCAAACGAGAAUCAAGCAAAUUCCAAGACGUCUCUUUAACACGCAAUGCGGCGCCGACUACGAAUCCACUGAUCCACGAUCGUCUAAAGCUCUGAUGGAAACGGUCGUUCCUGGCGGAUCAAACUUUUACAGAAUUCAUCCGAAUUACUUCUCCAGUGACGAUACAGAAAAUCCGCCAAGAAUAAGGAUCCAAGCCUCAGGCAUAGGUUCGCUUCGCGUCUGCUCGUCGCGCGAACUACUGCACGUGAACACGAGCGAAGCUGCGACAUCCGCCAACUGUAUCUCUCUCACGAGCAAUUCGCACAUAAUCACAAUGAACUGCGAGGACGCAAGCUACCUGCAUCAGUGCAAACCGUACUAUGUGUCUGUUAGCUCGAACUCCACUGGUCCCAGUACCUUCGCGUGCAACGAUCCAAAAUUGUGUCGGUAUCCAGACAGCGUCAAGUACACGAUCUCCUUUGAGAACCUCGUGUGUAAGAGCGGUGCCAGUACGUUAUUCGCGGUUCCUUUGCUUUUACUGUUACUGCUCGCUCAGCUAAUGCUCUAAAGUAUGGACAAACCAUUACUAUACGUAUAAGGUAUAUGCAAUCAUUCGAUGUCGCACUGCCACAAACAACAGAACGGAUAAUAAAAGCGCCUUCGACUAUCUUCAUCCCAUCAAUGCUUUUUCUACAUCGUGUUAUAGAGAGAGAGAGAGAGAGAGAGAGAGAGAGAGAGAGAGAGAGAGAGAGAGAGAGAGAGAGAAUUGCGUAUUUUUUAAAACAUCAUUUUUUAUUACGAAAGACACUUAAUCUUAACUCUAUAUAUGUGUAUCUGUACAAAUUUUAGAUUUUUUUAAACAAUUUUUUUUCACAAAUGUAUAACCGUGACUUUUUAAUAUUUAAAAAGUAAUUUUUUAUUUGUUUAAAUAAAAGGUUUACAAAUUGAUA